AUGGAGACUGUUGAGAAGCUCCGCCCACCAUUCGUACCGUGUUUCCGUGUGGUUAGUACACUACGAGCAAUGCGUCUACUAUAUAUACUCCUAGCCGUCGUUUCUGCAGCAGUUGCUCAGCUGCCAAUGACCAACAGUAGCUCUACAACCGGUAACGGAACCACGUCUGGUGGCAGUUCAAUACCCAGAAGUAACAGCACGAUACCCGUGAGCAGUACUGGGAACAGCUCUAUGGGCAGCAGUGCAGGCACGAUGCCUGGCAGCAGCUCACCGAUGAAUGGUAGCAGUUCACUGCCAGGUAGCAAUGUUAUGGCUGGCAACAGUUCAAUGAGCAACGGUAGAGGCGCGAUGCCUGGCAACAGCUCAAUGGCCAGCGGCAAUAGCUCAACCAUGGCAGUCAGGAAUGGUUCCUUACCGAUGAGCGCUGGCAGUGCAACCGCUGGCAACAGCUCCAUGACUAGCGGAGGUAGCGCAAUGACUGGUAAUGGCUCCAUGAGCGGUACUGGCACCGGAAUUGCCGGCAAUGGCUCCAUGAUGGCCGGCACUGGUGCCGGGAUCGCCUGGCAAUGGAUCCAUGAUGGGUGGCACUGGUGCCGGGAUCCCUGGCAAUGGAUCCAUGAU
Molecule: messenger RNA, 621 nt
Organism: Ostertagia ostertagi
Lineage: Eukaryota; Metazoa; Nematoda; Chromadorea; Rhabditida; Trichostrongylidae
Source: the annotation of a GenBank genome assembly